Messenger RNA from Caenorhabditis auriculariae, 11182 nucleotides. The record is from the annotation of a GenBank genome assembly. NCBI's taxonomy places the organism in Eukaryota, Metazoa, Nematoda, Chromadorea, Rhabditida, Rhabditidae.
AUGAAGGUGUUUACACUAGGACUCGACGAGAAGGAGAAGCAGAAAGCUGAAAAUGCCGAAAACGACGCCGCAGCUACAAAAGUAUGGACUGAAUUUUCAAAAAAUUAAUAAAAGAGGUUCUCCAGAUUCCAAUGGAAGCGCCAGAGCUAGCCAGAACCCCGCCGCCCACAAACGGACCAAUUAUUUUGGCCAGAGGGCCUCCCAAGCGGAAAUAUGGCUUUGCCUGUGGAUGUUUGCAAUAUUUUCAAGUCCAGACGAACUUGGCCUUUUCAGUGGUUUCCUGGUUCAUCUGCGCCUUUUGCGUCGUUUUACUCUGUCUGGCCAUCUCAGAAGUCGCCUAUCAUCGUCAACGCGAUCAAGCUUUCCUCCGUCUCAAAUGGUAAUUUUUUGAAUAGUGGUCGAUUUUUCUUGGUGUUAGUAUGAUUUAGGUGAUAUUGUUUUAAUUUUCUGGGCGCAUUUGGAAUGGCUCAGUGAAGAAAUUGGUUUGCGGUUCUCGUUAGAGUUAAAAGCUUUUUUUGGUUUCAUUUUUAUUCACCGAAUCCCAGGAGUUUAUCUUGUAACUAUCUUGAUAAUACUUGAAAGUUCGCUCCAAUGGACAAUGUCUUUUUUCUUUUGUCUUUCCUGUAUAGUGCGUUCCGCGCGACACGGUCAUCUUUCAAAAGAACUGCAGAAAACAUAUUUACCGCGAAAACAGCUUUUUUCGAACCUUUGGUCUACAAAACGGCAAAAAAGGCAGUACAAACAUAGGUCUGGAAGCGAAGUAGGGUCGAAUUUGAACAAAUUUGACAUACAGUCAUUUUGGCAGAAAAAAAAACAUGACAAGCUUUUUGAGAAUCUGUAAGAGGUGACCGUGACUCGCCAAUAAAAGUUGUUGGAAAACUUUGAAAGCUUAAUUUGAACCUUUCUUGCGAUUUUUUAAUCGUAAAAUUCCAGGGCUGAGCUCCGACAAAGAAUGCUCGGUUACGAACUUCUUUCUCAGCAACAGGAGUUCGACCGGAUGGCACUGGAGAAAAACUCACAGUUUGUUCCUGUACUCGAAAAGAUUAUCAAUUUCAUUCGUUAGGAUCCAAAGUCUCCCCCUGAGAAACGAAAAACCCGAGGUGGAGGAUCAGCACCUACAAGCGAUAAAGCCUGUCAAUGAAGAUGAACAACAGGUUUGUUUUUUGGACCAUUCAAGUACUGAUUGACUUUACAGGACCAGAAGCUCGGCUUCCUGCAGGCUCUGAUGGAAAAUAUCAGGAAAAACGCCGAGAAACUCGGGCUCAGCGGCGACAUGCAGGUGCACGUCGUCGAGGUGAAGCCGGUCGGCGAAAACGACAUCAGCGAUUCUGAAGACAACGUCCAGCCCAUGGUUCGAGUUGACACUUAAGGGGUCAUGCUGCGUAUGGCGUGAAUGAGUAUCCGAAAAGGGAACGGGUCAACUUCUGAUCUUUAAGACUCACACUUUCAAUUUUAAUGAAAUUUCAACUUUAAGUUCAUUUACGCUCCUUAAACGCUUAUGAAUACGGUUUAUGGAUCAAUCAAUCAAUCGUUUUUCUUCACCUCGAUUAGACGAUGAACGAAAACUUUUAAAUAAAUUUGAUCGAUUCAUGAUUCCUUUCAAAUUAUCUCAUUUCUACCACCCGAGUGGUCGGUCUUCAUUCCCGCUCUCUCCUGAGAUUUAAUCCGACGCCCGUCAGCCCUGGACAAGCUGGGCGCCGUACUGUUCCUACAUGGAGAAGCAGUGAUCGUCGGAAACGCUCGAAAACCGUCUACUACAAUCACAAGAAAAGCGAGAUGCUCUACGCGCCGUCUACGCUUGAUCAACGACAGUUUCGCAAACCGACGAACAACUCUUCAACUAUUCCAUGAUUCAGCAGAGUACCUUCUCUGAAGACUGAAUAAAAAAAAAAAAUUUCAAAAAAAAAAAAAAUUUCAAAAUUUCAUGAUUCCUUUCAACUUCGGAAGUUUUUUUAUUGUGGUUUGAAAAUGAGCUUGUAAAAUUCAGUCAAACUUUUGUGAGAAAAGAGGCUAAAAAUGUAUGGUAAGGGAAUCAAUGGAAGUUUUCAAACCUUGUGAUUUUCUAACCAAAAGAUUCGAAUUUCAGUCGCAGCGAGCGAUCGACGACGGCUUCGGAGAAGUAGCGAUGCCCCGCCAAUUCGGUCCUUGGCCCAUGCCCAACAACGAUUACGAAAACGAGUAAGUUUUGAUGAAACGCGACAAAUUUCUGAUUGGGGCGUGUUUUGAUCGGGGUUUUCCUGGACAACCGAUGGCUAUUUUCUUAAUUUUUUCAAGUGCGCUCUAGCGAACCGCCUCUCUGCCUCACUUUUUCUGCUUCUCUACUUAUGAACGACAGAGUGGUCCCUAUAGGGGCAACCUGAAGGACCUAGAAGUUUCCUCCUUUAGGACCAUCUUGCCUAUCCCUACAGGGGCACUACAGCUUGCGAAAGUGGCUACUCUAGAAAAGCAUGCUACACUUUCACCAUUAUUCAUCAAUCGGUCAUGUUUUACUGGUUACGUCUUUUUGAUUUUUCUCUGACAUGGGGCGCCUAAAGGUCGCCACAAAUAUUUCUCCGACCAACACUAUUUCGUCAUUUUCUCGCAGCUAGAUAACGAAGAAAUAGUGUGCGUCAGAGAACGGAUUGAGGCGCUCCAUUUCAGAAUUUAACGGAAAAAAAACUCAAUGGAUUCCUAUAGGCACUACUUACGCUAUAGGGGCUUGUCUGACUCUGAACCUCUACAGGGAUCACCGAAGUUUUACUUCUCUAGAGAGAAUUCAAAUGUUCCUCUUAAAGAAUUUUCUCUCUAAUCCCUCUAGGGAUCACUCUGGCGCUGCCAAGUAAGGUUGACCAUGGUUGUAUUUUUCGGUGAACCUUGUAAAAGUUUCUCAGCGGCUGUUUUCAGCUUUAAUUAACGUGUUCCACGCUCCAACGAACAGCAAGCUUCUAUAAUCUUACUGUAAGAAGCUAUUUUUCCAUUCUCAGGCGGCCGUUCGGAUGGCAAUUCGACCGUCGAAGCAUGCGUAAAGGGCCUUCUCCUCUUUUUCCAAGGUGCUUCUAAAUGCUUUUUUUCGCCAACUAAUUUGACAACUUAAAGCUUAAUCUAUCAUCAAAAUUUCAUCAUUCAGAUACGAAGACUAUGAGGAGCCGCAAAUGAGGAUCACUCAUCAUUUCGAUGGGGUUUGGAAGUUUCUUCAGUCCUUCAAAACUCAUUGUUGUUAGUUUCAGGAGAACCGCAAUCCUCAGCGCGUUGUCACUGAACUUUUCGGCGAAAACUCCCCUGACAUGUACCGAAAUCUUUUGAACGAUGAUCAGCAGCAAAACGGGGUGAAUCUUUGAGUAUUUUGAAAACCUGUGAACAUUUUUGCCUCUCGCUUGAGUAAAAAUAAGAGAAAAUUACAGUAGUAUUUAUUCAAAGGUUUCGACAGAUAUGAUUUUAAAAAAAGCUGUUAAUUAUAUGGUUAUCUUCUUUUUUCGUAAUAGAUGAACCAAAUUACCAACUAAACUGUUGGAAAAAAAAAAAGUACCGAAGACUACAACGCUGUUUCAUGAACCCUUUGAAUUUAACAAAAAAACAAAAAAAUUUAUUAUUCUGUUCUCUAAAAAAAUUAUUUUUUUCCACAACUUAUUGAGAAUCGCGUGUUCGAAGUUCCAAGAUAAUUGAUAAACCUGAAUUUCUGAAAAAAAAAAUUCACAUAGAACGCUUUUGAAAAUUCACAAAUAGGUUUGCGGUAUUUAACAUUUCUCUAAAAACCGCUUCCAAUCUUUAUUUCUGCCUAUUACCAGUGGAACCAGCAGCCUGUCGAACAGCCUUGGAGCUGGAACCAGCCCAAACCGCAGCCGCAGCGCUGGUGGCAGCCCCAACAAGCCGAAGUUUUCACGAAUCGCUGGGAUAAUGGCAUUAACCAACAUCCCCAGCCUAUCUUCCCUCAAUUCCAACAAGUGAGGGAAUUUAAAGGCUUAACCUUUUGCCUAUUGCACUUUCCUUGUGUGGAAAUCUGAUGAAUAGUGGGGGCUCUUUCAAUACGCCUCCUAGAACUUUCUGUUAAUUUAAAACGAUGAAAUGGGAACCGACCAAAAUAGCCGCUACCUGCGCUAACUUCAACUUUAAGAGGUACGAAUUUUCAAAGUUGGAAAAUUUGGGUUUCAGACCUAAGUCCUACCAAUGUUUGAACUCCAUCCACAUUGGUCCCAGUUUAACCUUCCACAUAAUUUUGUCAGAUUUCCAACCCUUCGCCUAUUUCAAUUCCCUUGUGAGGUAUAAAUAUGUUCAGAUUUUGAAUUAUAAGUCGUCGCUUAAGCUCCGCCCCUAACAGCGCAAUAAACCACUUAGAAAGCGUUUAGGAAUGAUUUCAUUGUACUUGGCGUUCAAACUCUGAACAGACUAUAAUCCGAUGAAGAGUAUUCUUAUAACUUCUCCCACAUCGGCCUCUUCAAUCCUCCUUUUUCAGCCUUCGAUGGCCGUCCCAUCUCUCGGAAACAACGAAGUCCAGCAGCCGUGGUACAUGAGCGCCGGCCAGCCGCAGCAGCCUUCUUGGAACGAACUCGACGCCAAUAACAACGGCUGGAAACAACAGGCCAGCCUUCCCCUUGUACAAAACCCCUAAUCAACCAAAACACUAAUAAAACCAUUUUCCUCCCGAGUUUUCGACGCAUUCAAAAAGAGGAAUAUUCGAAGAAUGGAUUCAUUUUUGCAAGUGAAAAAUUGAAAGUUUGAAAAAUGACUUUUUGACGAGGUGUUUGAAGGAAAGGUUGCGCUUUCAUUUAUAUUAUUCGGGUAUAUUGUUAAUAAGCUAGCAUAUAUAUAUAUAUAUUUAUCAAAUUAUUAUCAAUAAUCAGUUAAACUCUCAAUUGAUUGGCGAAGACGACUGCUCCAAAUUUUUUUAUUUCCCUCUGAAGACUAUUACCAACUUACCUUUAACCAUACUAAUGAAUACCCUGAAAUUUCAAAAUAAUUGAUAAAUCUUGGUUUCUCACCUUUUCAUAAGAAAUAAAAUUAUCAUAGCUUUCCUACGACAGCUUUCUGGAUUUUUAAAGCAGCAUAGAGGAAAUUCAGAAAAGUUCCAAGGCGAAGAACCACCCAGCGGUAUUCCUAUUCCUUUUCAAGACCUAUGAGCCUUUGAAGCUGCUCAAAACAUGUUUUAAAGUUACGAAUCCAAAUAUUUUGGGAUUUGCAGGACAUGCCGUUCCAGCCGCAUCCCUCGGCUUCCGCUUUUCCUUCUUCCGAACCUAUCCACUGGGUUGACAAUAGCGCUUCCCGCAAUCCUUUUGAACGCAAUGUUUGUCUAUUUUUCUAUCAAUUCUUCUCAAAAUAGAUCUUGAGGACCAAUUCAACGCUCCCAUGGACGUGAUUUCGGACGGUCAGCCUGAAACUGUUCAACAAAAUAACGAGCCGAUAGUGGAGUCAACGGCCAUCGCUUCAUCUCAAGACGACGACGCCAGCAAAGUUGAAAAAGAGGCUGAGGUUAAUCUUUGCUGAAUCUCUGAAGAAUAAUGCUCAUGCUUCCAGAAAAUCAUUUCCCCAGAUCCUCAACUCGAAUCCAUUGACGAGAGCAAAUUUUUGCCCAUUCGAUCUGAUGAAAAGGUAAACUAGAAAGUUUACUCUUUUCUCAAGGCUGUGAUUCUGAAAACUCCAGACCUCGCUCACCAAUGACGACGUCGACACGGCUUCUCAUCUUUUCCAAAUCGAUGACCCCAACAGUUUCAAGCACUAAUAAAAAAACCAAAUAAAUAAAUAAUUUUUCUUCGCAAGAAAAAAUUGAAAAAUCGUAUUUACUUUUAGCUACAGAGCACACUCUCACCGAGAUCGCCUUUUUUUCUCUUUUUCAUUUUUUUCUCAUCUUUUUUUCUUUUUCUUUUUAUUCACUUAUAAUCUAUUUAUUUAUACAUUCAUUGUGAUUUGAGCUCCCGGUUACUUCUUACUAGUUUAGUUUCAACAAUUAUCGAGAUCUCUGUUCAUAGUUUCCAUGUAAACUUUUCUCGACGUUCUACUUUUGGUGAAAAUCUGUUUUUGUUUUUUUUUAUUGCGCUGUAUAAAGUUUUUUUACUACCGGUUGCAUCAAUUAAUGAUUUAAGAAGAUUUUUCUGUUUUCUAUCUGUGUUUAAAAAAAAACGUAAAUUUUUUAAAUUUGUUACACCGGAAGGGUCACCGGCUCUUCCGUGUAAGCUUUAGACGUGUUGAAGGCAGACUGUCAUGAAGUCUUUAUUCGUGAGCCUCACACGCGUGUGGCCAAGACGCGUGCAGGGGAACCAAGUGAGAUACAGGCGUGUCUGCCGGAGCAAUUACACGCCGAGAGCAUCGUUCACACAUGAAUACAAUAGAACGGAGAGAGAUAGUAUUCCUACUGUAACAAAUUUCUAGGUACCUAACAUGUUAACACCUUAUCUGAGCUUCUCAACAUGUUUUCUUUCGUACGAAUGAAAGGUUUGAUUUUGAAAAUAUCUCAACUUCAAAAAGUUUUUAAAGAUCAUUUAUUGGCCGAAAUAGGUCUCGGAAUGGAAUUUUGCGUUCGCGAAAUUAAUUCAAAUUAAACUUCCAUUUUAAGUUCGCUGAAAUUUAUUUUAAAUUGAGAAAUUCUUGCUUUCUCAAAUUGGUAAAAACUUUUAAAAACCAUCCAUCGUUCGGAGCGCUUCCUGAUAAAAAAAAAAGUCGGAGUUUCACAGAACUUUGUAGUAAAACAAACAAAGUACAAUCCAAAGAGGAUUAUCGCUGUUUUCUUAUUGCAGCAAAAAUGAUUUAUCACCUGAUUGCGUGCAAAAAGCUCCAGUCCAAACACCAAUAAAGUUUACAAGAAAACCAUUCCGUCAGCACUGAUAAUGAGCGAGAUAAUUAUCAGCAGUUCACUUCAUUCCAUUCCACUCUUAAUUUUUUUUUCCCUAAUGACUUUUUUCCUUUUUAGAAAAUCUGGCGUUUAUGUUUCUCAAUAGAAAACGGCACGUGGGGCAACGAACAAAGGCCGUUUUUAUCUAAAUCUUCUGUAAACACUCCCUAAUUCUCGGUUGGGUUUAGUUGAAUCGAAGAAUCAUCAACCCGACAGACGGACGGAAAUGGCCGCUUCUCGCAAGACUUCCCGUGAGUUUCCAUGUCGUUGAAGUCAAAAAGAUGUUUUUCAAGCUCUCUUCCAUCCAUUAUCACGACGGCUACACCUAUUACUUCUUUGCAUGUUCGGGGUGUUCUGUUCGAUGAAUAUGAACGUCAACUUUGCCAUCUCGAUGACCUGUAUGGUCAACAGUACGGCGAUCGCCAUGAUGCACCAGAGCGCCUUGAACACAACAGGUGAAUUUUCGCAGAGAUGAAAGAGUUCCAAAGGUGCGCUUCUUCAUUCAUUCAUUUCAAGUGUUUAUUCGCCAUUCCGCAAUCUGCACGACAAGACCAUUUUUUACUAUUUUCCCGCAAAUUGUUUUCGUACCUUCUGACUAAUACCUUUUAAUCUGAUCAGAAGUCGUCUUCUAGAAGCAAAUAAACUUUCAAGCUCUUUUGAAACUCCUUAACCGAAAAAGUUCAGAAGAUGACCUUCUCGGAGGCCUUCUGGAAGUGUCCAACGAAACGGCCUGCGGAUUCGUCAGUGCUGAUGGCGCCACGACUAGAGUCCUCGAUUAUGGAGUAAUUAUCGUGAAAUUAAUGAAAAAAAAAUCGUUUUUUUAUUAGGGAUCGCUAGUCUGGGAUCAACACGUCCAGAAUCUUCUAUUUUCUGCCGCCUUUUGGGGUGGAAUGGUCGCCGUCGUGCCUUCAAUCGCCAUCGUUCAAAGGCUUUCGCCCAAAUAUUCCUUUUUUUGGGUCAUCGUCGUCAAGGUUUGUGUUCCUUGUAAAAUUUCGAAUGUUACAUGUACAUAUACUGAUCUCGCCAACGGCGGGAGUCCGUAUGUCUUUGAGGCUUCUCAUUGAAAGCAGAUUGAUUUUACCUUCUCGGCGUGACCUAGCAAACCACGUCUUCUACUGUAUCUUGUCUUGUACUACUAGAUAAAACUGUCCUUCCUCUUAAGAGGCUCCCCUGGAGUUUGUGCAGAUUUUGAAUGUCGAUUCUCUCAAACUCCGCCACUUAUUCGUGGAUCAAACCCAUCAAAGAGCGAGCGAUCCACAGAGCUUUUGCUGGGGGCGGAGUUUUCUGCUUGACUUUCGAAAUCUGAACAGACUAUAGGACUACUAAGUGAAAUCACUGAAGUAGUCACUGAAACCACCUCAAUGGAAGCCAUUGAAUAGAAGUUUAUUUUGUGCUUGAAACGGUUCAUAAUCGAAAAAAAGUGUUGAAUGAUGUGUUUUGACCAACUAUAUUUGUAUUAGGAUUUGCGGCGCUUACCCGUCAUUUUGAAAGAAUCAUUUCUUUAUCGACAAAGUUUCAGGCGAUCGUUUGCUUCCUGACGCCAUAUUUGGCGUUGAAUCAUCAUUACUACGCAGUUUUCAUUGCUCGGUUCUUCCUGGGCUUUGGCGAGGUUUGCAUUCUUUUUUAUUUUGGUCGCUUAAUGAUAGGAUCCAGGUUUUCGUGUACCCAUCAAUCAACACAAUCGUGACGUCAUGGUACCCGGUGGACGAAAGAUCUACCGCCGUCGCCAUUUUUACCACAGGUGAACUUUUAAAAGCAGUUUCGGUUGAAUAUAAUAUUGAUAGGAUUUCAGAUUUUUUUACCUUUGAUUCUUUUUCGCAAAUAUGAUUUUUUUUGGACUGACCCGGUCCCGGUUUCGGGCUUCUUUUUUUUGCGAAAUAUCUUGCGCAGGCUUGAGCCAGGAUUCGAAGGAAAUUUUUAAAUUAAAAAAAAAAGUUUCAUCCCCACUCAUAAAUUUCACCGAAAAAUUUUUUAUCUUUGUUACAACCGUAUAUUCCGUCAAAAUUUGGGUGAAAAAAAGCCAAAGGCGUGACUCUUUUCGAAAAAACUUGAAGAAAAUUUACACUCUUCUGGUCGGUUUGGUUGAGAAAAAGGCCGGUUCGGGCUUAGAAUAUGGCCAAAGACUGAUAUUCUGAGAGGCAGACUCUUGCACUAGCCUGAUGCAAAAUGGAAGCUCAAAAAUAACUUUUUUUUUCCUAUCUUUAUCAACAAUUGUUUUUGAGGGAACCAACUGGCGUUGUUCCUCGGAAGUCCGGUGGCGGCCGCCUUCUGCAAGUCUCAAUGGGGCUGGCCGGCCAUCUUCUAUUUUUCGGGUUUUUUUUUUGUUUUUUACCGAGCUUGGCAAAGACCGUGUUCAGGACUGAUAUCUUGUGUUUGGUGCAUUUUGUGGGUGCCGAUCGCCUCGAACACGCCGGACGAGUGCAAAACGAUGAGGCGAGUGGAGCGCGAACUCCUCGCCAGAACCACGGCCAUCAGGAAACCGUCCUCGGCUAUUGUUAGUGAACAAGCUAAUAAAAAAAUUUCAAAACUGUGCGUGGUAAUGGGGAUAAAUCACAUAGUUUUAACUUCGAUAUCCACGCGAGCCGGCCACGUUUUGAAAAAAAAGUAGAAAAAAAAAUGCGGUACAGAUUUUUGCUCUGAAAACCUGCUAAAAGGACUGUAACGCCACUUCAUAACAUUUUAAUGAACUCCGAUGGAAUUCCGUUGCAGAGAAAACAGCCGGUUCCCUGGGGUAAGGUGCUGACAAAUCCAGCCUUCUUGGCUCACCUUGUCGCUACCUGCGCGGUUACUGUACUGGCUACCGUAUUGAUGGUCUACCUCCCGACCUACUUCAAACAAGUUCUCAUGUUGGGCGUCAUGGCGGUGAGCUUUUCAAUUCAUAAAAACCGCAGCAUUACUGAAGACCCCGCUGACUUUUCAUUCUUGACCUCUCUGUGACCUAUUUUCUCUCACUGACAAGGUCAGAGAAACGGGAAAACAGUGCGUGAAAUGUGAGGACAGAGAAGUCAGAAUGUUUCAAUUUUUAUCGCCCAAUAGCUCAGUUAGUAGAGCGGAGGACUAGAAUCAUUAGGUAUAGCUGAUUCACGGCUGACUCGAGCCAUCAAAAAUGGGUCCUGACGCGAUGAAAAAAAAACGAGUCAGUUCCUUGUUGGUAGAGAGCGAGACAGGCCAUGUUUUAAUAUUUUUGCCAUUUAUUUUAUCAUUUCAGAACGGCACGUUUGUCUCAAUCCCAAUGUUCUUCAACUUUGCAUUCAAGCUGAUUUGGGGAAUGACGGUUGAUAAGCUGAAAGAGAGAAAAAUCUUGACGCCGACUCAAUCCGUCAAGAUUUCUCAGUGUCUGCGUUAGUUUUCAAUUUUUUUUUUUGAAACAGAGAAAUGAUCUGCAGUACCGUCAAGAAAAUAAUUGAAUCAAUUUCUUUUUUCAAAAUUUGAAAUUUCAGAAUGUUUUUUGGGUAAUUUUGAUUGUAAGGGCUGUUCUACUGGGAAUAAAAAAAAAGCUAAUUUGGGCUUUUAAGCCUGAAACGGAUAUUUUUUCAGCUUCGAUCAUUUCGAACUUAUUAUAUUUAAUUUUUCAGCCUCCUUCGGAACUGCGAUAUCGCUAACUCUGAUAGUCUUGUUCGUGAAUUGCGAAAGACCGGCCUUGGCUUUGUUCCUCUUCGUGAUGGUCAACGUGUGCAUCGGUGCUCAUACUAGGCAAGGAUUCAAUAAAAAUAACUUGCGAGAUAAAGACGAUAUCGCUUGCGAAACUCGCGAACAUGUCGCUCUGUUCUUUCGCGGGUCUUGCAUUCUUUUUUUAGGACACGACCUUGCUUUUUGGAAAUUUCCUUUUUUUUUUGAAGGCGUCAGAAAAGCGAAAGAGACACGAGAUCCUUGCGAAGACAGUGACGUUUUUGCGAUAUCGUCUUUCGCGCUAAACUCGGCAGUUUUCUUUGGGGUUGAAAGAUGGAAGUUAAUGAUAAAAGCUGCUCAUUCAGUGGAGCCUACACCUCGCUGCUCUCGUUGGCCCCGCAGCUGACCGCCUCGAUGUCGUCGAUCAGCAUCGCCAUGUCGAUGAUCGGCCAGCUCAUGACGCCCUUCAUCGUCGGCGCCUUCAACACCUCUGUUCGCCUUUCUAAUCAAACAUGAAAUCCUGAGAUAUUUCAGGGCACAAAAGCUGAAUGGAACAUGGUUCUAAUUGUGGUCGCUGGGAUGAGCGUUGUAGCCGGCGUGGUCUUCACCAUUUUCGGAUCUGGUGCGAGAUUUUAUACUGGCUAUCUUGAAAUUUUUCAUUGGACCGAGAAUGGGAAAAAUUUCGAAAAAAGAGAUUCUAGGCUUAUUUUUUUCGAAUCCUUAUUGCUAGGAACUUCCUAGGACCUCGGUAACGCAGUUUUAGGGGUCACUUAA